GUAAUGGCUGCGCCCGAGUGGUCGCUGAGGAAACGGAAGGUCGGAGGUGCGGAGCACAGUCCAGCGUCGCCGUCCUCUCUGGCUAGAGAUCCCGCGGAUUCUCCAGCCCGGCUACACACCGGCACCUUCUGGCUGACCAGAGUCGUGCUCCUGCGGGCCCUCGCUUUCAUUUACUUUGUGGCCUUCUUGGUGGCAUUCAAUCAGAACAAGGCCCUCAUUGGUGACCAGGGACUGCUGCCCUGCAGACUGUACCUGAAGAAUGUCCAGCAGUACUUCCAGAGCAGCACUGGCUGGUCUGCCUGGACCUAUUCUCCAACCAUUAUGUGGCUGUUGGACUGGUCAGACAUGAACUUCAACCUGGACCUCCUUGCUCUUCUUGGGUUGGGCCUCUCAUCCUUUGUCCUGGUGACCGGCUGUGCCAACAUGAUACUCAUGGCUGCUCUCUGGGCCCUCUACAUGUCCCUGGUCAAUGUAGGGCAGAUCUGGUAUUCUUUUGGAUGGGAGUCACAGCUGCUGGAAACAGGAUUCCUGGGAAUCUUUCUGUGCCCGCUCUGGACGCUGUCCCGCCUCCCCAAGCACACCCCCACAUCCCAAAUUGUUCUGUGGGGCUUCCGCUGGCUCAUCUUCAGAAUCAUGCUUGGAGCGGGCCUCAUCAAGGUUCGUGGGGACAAGUGCUGGCUGGAUCUGACCUGCAUGGACUUCCACUAUGAGACUCAGCCAGUGCCCAACCCAAUGGCCUACUACCUGCACAGGUCACCAUGGUGGUUCCACCACUUUGAGACACUCAGCAACCACUUCCUGGAGCUCCUCGUGCCUUUCUUCCUGUUCCUUGGACGGCGGAUGUGUAUCGUUCACGGGGUACUGCAGAUCCUUUUCCAGGUAAUCCUCAUCAUCAGUGGGAACCUGAGCUUCCUGAACUGGCUCACCAUCGUGCCCAGCCUUGCCUGCUUCGACGACGCAGCUCUGGGAUUCCUGUUUCCCUCAGGACCCCGAGGCCUAAAGAAGCAAGUCCUGGAGAUGCAAAGGCUUAAAGAUACACAAAGGGUCCAGCCCAAGCCAACAAUAGGCUGCUUGGUGCGGCAAGUGGUCAACAUCUCCCUGGGCAUCCUGGUGGCCUGGCUCAGCGUACCCGUGGUUAUCAACCUACUAAGCUCCAGGCAGGUCAUGAACACCUCCUUCAACCCGCUCAGGAUCGUCAACACCUACGGGGCCUUUGGAAGUAUCACCAAAGAGCGGACUGAGGUAAUCCUGCAGGGCACAGCGAGCCCCAAUGCCACUGCGCCUGAUGCAGUGUGGGAGGACUAUGAGUUCAAGUGUAAACCAGGAGACCCCUGGAGGCGGCCGUGCCUUAUCUCUCCAUACCACUACCGCCUGGACUGGCUCAUGUGGUUCGCAGCUUUCCAGACCUAUGAACAAAACGAGUGGAUCCUUCACCUGGUGGGUAAGCUCCUAGCUGAUGACUCUGAGGCCCUGUCCCUACUCGCCCUUAACCCCUUUGAGGGCAGGGCUCCCCCCAGGUGGAUCCGAGGAGAACACUACCGAUACAAGUUCAGCCUUCCCGGGGGCCAGCAUGCUGCCCAGGGCAAGUGGUGGAUACGCAAGCGAAUCGGUCCUUACUUCCCCCCACUCCGCCUUGAGGAUUUGAAGGAAUACUUUAAGACUCGGGAGUGGCCGCUGCCAGAACCCCCAUCUAGACACACCCUGAAAUAAAGACCAGAGACUAACUGCU
Arvicanthis niloticus (Nile rat) is the source of this 1729-nucleotide messenger RNA. It is a transcript of the gene Lmf1, whose product is annotated as lipase maturation factor 1. Gene Ontology annotation, biological process: protein maturation. Lineage: Eukaryota; Metazoa; Chordata; Mammalia; Rodentia; Muridae. Gene Ontology annotation, cellular component: endoplasmic reticulum membrane. The record is from RefSeq and is a predicted model, not a curated record.